This is a messenger RNA of Urocitellus parryii (Arctic ground squirrel), 2128 nucleotides long. RefSeq names its product notchless homolog 1 (gene Nle1). The record is from RefSeq and is a predicted model, not a curated record. Gene Ontology annotation, cellular component: nucleolus. Lineage: Eukaryota; Metazoa; Chordata; Mammalia; Rodentia; Sciuridae. Gene Ontology annotation, biological process: Notch signaling pathway; ribosomal large subunit assembly. Gene Ontology annotation, molecular function: protein binding.
CCUCUUCCACUUKUACUUAUUGCAACACCUCCACCUGGCUCUCCUGCGUUCACCUGUUGAAAUGUCCUCGCUUUGCAGAAAGAGGAGCCUGACCUACCAGCUAGGUGUCRUGUGCCCGGGGCAAGAAUCCCUGUCGCGAAGAGUCUAAAAAGGUUGACUAUACCCAGGAAGGCACCGCGGGGACAAAUAUGGAAAGGCUGUUGAUCAGAGGAAGUCCAGAGCCCCGGCUAGGAAGGGCCCGACUCUUCUCCUCCGAACCCCAGAGGGCGCUGUGGCCGUCGGCGGCCACGCGCGGCACCGCGGCGGCGCUCUGUCCCUGCCGGAAUCUUUCUCCUCCACGUGGGGACGCAGGAUGGCGGCCGCAGUGGUGGACGAGACGGCGGCGCCSGAUGUGCAGCGGCUGCUAGUGCAGUUCCAGGAUGAGGGCGGGCAGCUGCUGGGCUCCCCGUUCGACGUGCCCGUGGACAUCACUCCCAACAAGCUGCAGCUGGUGUGCAACGCGCUGCUGGCGCAGGAGGAUCCCCUGCCCCUGGCUUUCUUUGUCCAUGAUGCUGAAAUCACCUCCUCGCUGGGGAAGACACUGGAGUCCCAGGCAGUGGAGACAGAGAAGAUCCUAGACAUCAUCUACCAGCCACAGGCCAUCUUCAGGGUCCGAGCCGUGACCCGCUGCACCAGCUCCUUGGAGGGUCACAGUGAAGCAGUCAUUUCUGUGGCCUUUAGCCCCACAGGAAAGUACUUGGCCAGUGGCUCYGGAGACACCACUGUGCGCUUCUGGGAUCUCAGCACAGAGACACCACAUUUCACAUGCAAGGGACACAGACACUGGGUCCUUAGCAUAUCCUGGUCCCCAGAUGGCAAGAAGCUAGCCUCAGGCUGCAAGAAUGGCCAGAUUCUCCUCUGGGACCCAAGCACAGGGAAGCAGGUGGGCAGGACCCUUGCCGGCCACAGCAAGUGGAUUACGGGCUUGAGCUGGGAGCCCCUCCAUGCGAACCCUGAGUGCCGCUACGUGGCCAGCAGCUCCAAGGAUGGCAGUGUGCGGGUCUGGGACACAACUGCAGGCCGCUGUGAGCGAAUCCUCACYGGGCACACGCAGUCAGUCACCUGUCUCCGGUGGGGAGGAGAUGGGCUUCUGUACUCUGCUUCCCAGGACCGUACCAUCAAAGUCUGGAGGGCCCAUGAUGGUGUGCUGUGCCGGACUCUUCAAGGCCAUGGCCACUGGGUGAAUACCAUGGCACUCAGCACUGACUAUGCCCUGCGCACAGGAGCCUUUGAGCCUGCCGAGGCCACAGUUAAUGCCCAAGACCUGCAGGGGUCCUUGCAGGAGCUGAAGGAAAGGGCCCUGAGCCGGUACAACCUCGUGYGGGGCCAGGGCCCAGAGAGGCUGGUGUCUGGCUCAGACGACUUCACCUUAUUCCUGUGGUCCCCAGCAGAGGACAAGAAGCCCCUCGCACGGAUGACGGGACACCAAGCCCUCAUCAACCAGGUGCUCUUUUCUCCUGACUCCCGCAUUGUGGCCAGUGCCUCCUUCGACAAGUCCAUCAAGCUGUGGGACGGCAGGACUGGCAGGUACCUGGCUUCCCUGCGUGGCCAUGUGGCUGCUGUUUAUCAGAUUGCAUGGUCAGCUGACAGCCGCUUGCUGGUCAGUGGUAGCAGUGACAGCACCCUGAAGGUGUGGGACGUGAAGGCCCAGAAGCUGGCCACAGACCUGCCAGGCCAUGCUGAUGAGGUUUAUGCUGUUGACUGGAGUCCAGAUGGCCAGAGAGUGGCAAGUGGCGGGAAGGACAAGUGCCUCCGGAUAUGGAGGAGAUGAAGUCUCACAGUUCUGACUCCCACCUGAACUUGGCUUCUGCCUGCUGCCUGCCCUGCCAGAGAACAAAGACCAGGAUGGGAGUGCACACCCCCUCCUCACCAGCAGAGGCCUCCUGUCCUUGACAGACCCUGGUGGGGUCUCCCCACGGGUCCUUUGCCUGCUCUAGGCACUCUUAGGUCCCUUGCUGGUGCUGGCAGCAGUGGAGAGGCCAGGCUGUAUAUGAGGCCUCCGUUGUUACCCCCGCCUCUUUUUCCAAGUGUCAGCUAUGUUCAGGGUCAGACCCCAGAUUCUAUGGCCAAAUAAAUAAUUUAUAUAUUG